Molecule: messenger RNA, 1433 nt
Organism: Centruroides sculpturatus (bark scorpion)
Lineage: Eukaryota; Metazoa; Arthropoda; Arachnida; Scorpiones; Buthidae
Gene: IFT52
Product: intraflagellar transport protein 52 homolog
Exons: 11
Coding region: 76-1332 (418 amino acids)
Biological process (GO): cilium assembly; intraciliary transport
Cellular component (GO): intraciliary transport particle B; cilium; centriole
Source: RefSeq, a predicted model, not a curated record
AUGGCGAGCAAUCGUUUGAAUGUAAAUACUGUACUUCGUUUUAGUUCGUGGAGUGAACUUUUUAAAUAAAAUAAUAUGGGUCCUCCACUGGAAACAGAAAAUAUUGAUAAUAAGGAAAAAUCCAACACAAUUAUUUUUGACAUCUCAAAAAAUGAAUUAUUUAGUUUAAAUGAGGGUUAUAGGACAUUAAAUAGAAGAUUAAAGAAUAAUUGGAAAGUGUUUAGUAAUAAAGAAGAAAUAUCAAUGCAAGUAUUAUUGCAAACGGCAGUAUUUGUUUUACCAGGACCACGUGAAAAAUUUACAGAAAUUGAGUUUAACAACUUAAGGAAAUUUCUGGACUCAGGUGGAAGUUUAUUUGUAUUAAUGGGAGAAGGAGGAGAGAAAAAAUUUCAGACUAAUAUAAAUUUUCUUUUAGAAGAAUAUGGAAUAAUGGUGAAUAAUGAUUCUGUUGUAAGAACUGUCUACUAUAAAUAUUUUCAUCCAAAAGAAGCUCUUGUUUCAAAUGGAGUGUUAAAUAGAGCAAUUAGUCAAGCAGCUGGAAAAAUUUUACCAGGCCAAGGAUUGGAAGAUGCAAAUAAUACACAGGCCUUAUCAUUUUUAUAUCCAUAUGGAGCAACUUUAAAUGUUGCCAAACCUGCAGUUGCUGUUCUUUCAUCAGGAAGUGUAGCAUUUCCAUUAAACAGACCAGUUUGUGCCUUAUAUGUCAAUCCAAAAACUGAUGGAAAAAUAGCUGUAUUAGGUUCAUCACAUAUGUUUUCAGAUCAAUAUAUUGAUAAGGAAGAAAAUAAUAAAAUAAAGAUAUCAGACUAUUAUACAAUACCAUCUAUCAGUAAAUUGUCAGAACAGCCUUUUAGUUGUUUACAGGAAAGUGAAGAAGUUCCAACAGAUUAUACCAAAUUGUUUGAUACAGCUCUCUUUCAAUUAGAUAAUAGAGUAUUACCAAAAGUGAUCAAAGCAUAUGAAGAAUUAAAUAUGAAACAUGAACCUCUACGUUUAAUUACACCACAGUUUGAAACUCCAUUGCCAGCUUUACAACCAGCUGUAUUUCCUCCAUCUUUUAGAGAGUUACCGAAACCAAGUUUGGAAUUGUUUGAUCUAGAUGAAGCAUUUAGUUCUGAAAAAGCUCGAAUUGCUCAGCUAACCAACAAAUGCACUGAUAAUGACUUGGAAUAUUAUGUAAGAGAAUGUGGUGAAAUAAUGGGAAUCACCAAUAAGUUACCAACAGGCCGGCGAAAUGCCAAGCACAUCCUAGAGUAUAUAUUUACUCAAGUGGUUGAAUUCAAAAAGAUAAAUCAGGGUCAGGAUAUAGAACCAGAUUUAAUUAAUCCAUGAGUGUGCUGACUGAAGAUUCAAUGCAUGUUUUUUAUUCAUACUUUAGUUAAUAUAUUUGUAUAUACAUGUGUACACAUACACACAACACACACAGAUCAUCA